CUAACCUCCUGGUGGCCUGGUGGGCAGGCAUCUCAUGACUAUCACACACAUGUGCCUCACCUAAUCCAUCCUACAGUAUAUACCAAUCAGAGAGCAUAUAUAGUAUAUCCAGUCUACACCGGACGUCCUAGUAACUUCGACGCAUGAGGCAACCCUCGACCCGCCGAAAUCGUCGUCCCCUGCCUAUCCCCCCUUGCUCCUUGCCCCCCCCUGCAACUCUCCUCUUCAAUCUUCAUCUCAUCCUCUAAAUCGAUGUAUCGCUAAUCACCCGACAUGUCCCUCUCUUCCAUCUCGGACUUCGAUUCCGACGCUGGCGACAUCUCCCUCUCCGUCCCUUCUUCCUCCAACUCCAUCUUCCUUUCCACCUUUGCUCCUCAUGAACCCUCUCGAUUACCUUUCCAAACCCAUCAUCCCACUGGUAAACUGCACCCCAAUCCUCUUUUACACCCUAAUGAAACCGUUUCCCCUACCCCUUUGGCAAAGCCUAUGACAGCUGUGGACGAAGAUGAAGUCUCUACACCCCGACCAUGGCUGCCUAAACCUCAGCAUGUAGAAGAGGACAUGGACCCUGUGACACCGACCAAAUUUACUCGUCAAUUCUCGGGAUCGCUAGGACGAAGUAAGAGUCUGAAUAUUCGUCUACCCUCAAUCGAUCUGCCUGUACCGGGACCAGUCUCCUCUUCUUCUUAUGAACCCAAAGAAAGGAUGGCUUGGAAUAGAAGACCAGGUGAAGCCAGACCACCACCGUUACUUGAUGAUGAUCUGGGAAGGAGGAUGGGAAGAUGGAUUCAGGAGAUCGUGGUGUGUAAUUUCGAUCUGGAGAGAGGUCCUGUAGUUGAGAGAAGAGCUGUGGGUAGACGUUGGGGUCCAGGAGAGAAAGAGAAUGUGGCAUUCUCAAGUUUCCCAGAUACUAGUCUUUUCGCAGAAGGAAACAUCAUGUUUUCAUUCAAGAUUCGUCAUAUCCCACCAGAUCCCGCUUCUUUAUCCCAACCCGAACCAGUAUCACCUAUGCCUGAUCGUGUAGCCUCGAUGGAGGCUAAUUUCCAAGGUAUGAGCAUGGAACAAGGAAGUACAGUUCCAAUGGAAACCCCUGCGGCAGGGAGUGCUGGUAUGAGUAAAGGUGAGAAGGCAGAGGAAUAUCGAAAGUGGGACGAAAGAGGAAGAGAGUGGUUAUAUGGGUAUGUGUGGUUUGAACAGCGUAAAGAUAAAGAUCUGGUCAGGGGGUAUAUGCAGAAAUCCCUUGUCAUCCUUACUCAUCUACCCUUUCCGUCCCUCUUCUUCACCAUACUUGAGCGCAUUGGCCCACCGUUCUUCCAGCAUGGUUACAGUGCUUUGGAAGCCGCAUGUCAUAGUAUAGCUACUUGGCAGGAUCCCAGUCCCAACGCGUUAUUGGAAUUACCGUUGAUGUCGGACGUAAUCACUUGUCAACUACCGGACACAGGGGAGUCCCCUCAGGUGGGAAACAUUAUGGGCCUGUCAUCACCCGAAAGACCUAUUCUCGUGACUCUGCCUCAAACCUCUCCUCUCCGUGCUCUAGCGCCUGUGCUUCCCUCCCUUUGGUCCAUAUGGGAAUGUCUCAUCCUAGCUGAACCUAUCCUCGUCAUCGCUCCCGAUCCAAAAACAUGUUCAGAGAUAGUCUGGUGGCUACGAGAUCUCAUACGACCCAUUCCUCCAGCUGGAGAUUUCAGACCAUAUUUACAUAUACACGAUCAUGAUUUUGCUUUAUUGGUCAAUUCCAACAAACCUCAGGCGGGAGUGGUAGUGGGGGUCACUAAUCCCUUUUUCCGCAAUGCCGCCUCUCAUUGGCCCAACGUCAUCUCUCUUCCUACCCCUUCCCGAAGACCUCUUCCCUCCUCGACCUCCGGUGAUUUUCCUCGACCUGAUCAACCCGUCGGGUUCCUCUCUCGACGUCAUCGUUCCGUCCAGAAAGAUCGUCCUCUCCUCAAACGUCUACAAGCAUUGGUAGACGAAGGAAAUCUGGAUGAACCAUCCGCCAACGAAGCUCUCCGAACUCAUUUUCAACAAUUGACAGAUAAGAUGUUAGUUCCCCUAAAUCGAUAUUUUCAGACUCUCGUCCCUACACUUUCUCCUAGUCCUUCCAUCUCCCCUGGAUAUAUACCAACUCCUUUUACCCCCUUGUCCACUUCGUCCACACCGGGUGGUGGUGGAGGAACAGAAACUCUGAAACCAUUCUCUCUUCCUAAUUUUUUGACACAUCUCAAAAGUCAUGGUCCUAAUCCACUUUCCUUUCGGACUCGAGGAUUAUCAAGUAAAUCAAGAGUCGAAGGAGAUUUCUAUACCAGCUUCUGUAUGUCUCCAACAUUCGCAGGAUGGCUAUCCGCCAGAGUUGAGAAGAUGGGUAUAGCAGUUGCCAACACUAGGGGAGAUCCUAUUCUUUCAACUUCGGGUAGCUGGCUCACUCAUCUCGCUCCACCACCAUCUGGCGUCAGAAGAAGUUCGGCACCAGGUGUGGGAUUAGGUUUCAAUCUUCCUCCUGGGGUGAAGGUCUCGGCGGUCGCAGCUGUGGAGAGAAUACAAGGAGAGGGAAGUGUGAGAGAAGAAGUAUCUGGGAGUGAGGAUGAUUCUUCUGCUUCGGGUUGGAGGGAAAGUGACGAGUCUAACAGGGAUGUUUUAGGUGAUCAAUAUUAUUUGAGAAGGGUUAGUGAAGGAGCUGUCAAGGUAUUGAGGAAGGAAGGGUGA
Molecule: messenger RNA, 2700 nt
Organism: Tremella mesenterica DSM 1558
Lineage: Eukaryota; Fungi; Basidiomycota; Tremellomycetes; Tremellales; Tremellaceae
Exons: 5
Coding region: 274-2700 (808 amino acids)
Cellular component (GO): recycling endosome
Molecular function (GO): guanyl-nucleotide exchange factor activity
Source: RefSeq, a predicted model, not a curated record